Saccharomyces paradoxus is the source of this 1482-nucleotide messenger RNA. RefSeq names its product tyrosine--tRNA ligase MSY1 (gene MSY1). Gene Ontology annotation, cellular component: mitochondrion; cytosol. Gene Ontology annotation, molecular function: RNA binding; tyrosine-tRNA ligase activity; ATP binding. NCBI's taxonomy places the organism in Eukaryota, Fungi, Ascomycota, Saccharomycetes, Saccharomycetales, Saccharomycetaceae. Gene Ontology annotation, biological process: tyrosyl-tRNA aminoacylation. The record is from RefSeq and is a predicted model, not a curated record. The transcript has a single exon. Bases 1 to 1482 code for a protein of 493 amino acids.
AUGCUCGAAUUACGAAGUUGUAGUUAUUUAGUGAACAGUAGUAAGAGGCACAUGCCUCUAGUGACUUAUUACCGAUUAAAUGCGAUAAAAUGGCCUAAGUCUCGAUUUUAUUCACAUACGGCUAGUCCUUCAAAAGUACAAGGCACAUUGGACUCUCGAAAUGGAAAUAUUCUGGACGAACUCAAGCAAAGGGGUUUAGUGUGUCAGGUCUCACAGCCGGAGGGUGUCCUUCGGACGAAGUUGAACAGUGACGAUAAGAUCAAGCUCUACUGCGGGGUGGAUCCCACUGCUCAGUCACUGCAUUUAGGAAACCUAGUUCCAUUGAUGGUUCUAUUGCACUUUUACGCACAAGGUCAUGACAUUGUGACUGUGAUAGGUGGAGCGACAGGGAAAGUUGGGGACCCCAGUGGGAGGAAAAUUGAAAGAGACGUUAUGGAGAACGAUAUUAGGCAAAACAACAUCAUAUCUAUCUCGCAACAACUACAAAGGUUUUUCAAAAAUGGACUAGAAUAUUACAGAAACCGAUGUGCUCUCACAGAAGAUGUACCUUCUGGAAAAUACACACCAAAGAAUAAUUUCAACUGGUGGAAAGAUAUCAAAAUGUUGGAUUUCUUGGCGGAUUUUGGUAGGCACAUUAGGGUACAAUCAAUGCUGGCGAGAGAUUCAGUUUCUUCCAGGCUUCAAACUAAAAAUAGUCUCGGAUUUAACGAAUUCACUUAUCAAAUUUUACAAGCCUACGAUUUUUAUCAUUUGUACAAGGAAGAGAAUGUGACUAUACAAGUAGGUGGUAACGACCAAUGGGGAAAUAUAACAGCAGGUAUCGAUCUCAUAAAUAGGACACAACCUAUACAGAAGAAGGGUUUGCCAUUUGGUGUCACUGUCCCCUUGUUGACGACAGCGACAGGAGAGAAAUUUGGGAAAAGUGCGGGCAAUGCUGUUUUUAUUGACCCUUCAAUUAAUACGGCAUAUGAUGUUUACCAAUUCUUUUAUAAUACUCUGGAUGCUGAUGUGCCCAAGUUUUUGAAGAUCUUCACUUUUUUAGAUUCAAGUGAAAUCAAGACAAUCGCGGAAUCGCAUGCCAAAUCACCCAAUUUACGUCAUGGCCAAUCUUUAUUGGCUAAAGAGGUCACUGACAUGUUAUAUGGAGUUGGCUCCGGUUCGGACUCAGAAGCGCUCUCUAAUGUUAUCUUUGGACGUUAUGACGGAACCUUAUCCGCCACCAAGUUAAUUGAUCUAUGUAAAAAGGCCAGAAUUCUACAGCAUGCUGAUAGGGAGGACAACUUAAUCAAGUUAAUUUGUAAACUAGUAGAUUGCUCAGUAUCAGAAGCCAGAAGAAAACUCUCCCAAGGAAGCGUGUACUUACAUCAUUCAAGAACCAAAGUGAACGAAAACAUUUCUAAUUUGGCUCCUUUCUUGAUAGACGAUCGAGUGCUGAUCUUGAGGAUAGGAAAGCAGAAAUGUUUUAUAAUAGAAAUGCGUUAA